AAGUAAUCACGACGCGUUAAACGAUCGCAUUUAUAUUACAUAUGUCACAUCAGAUGUAUAUAUUAUCGAAGGCGAUUUGUUAAAAAAUACGAGUAACGAUAAAUAUUGAAUGUAAUGUUACUUUAAGUACAGUGCAAAGGUUGGCCCACCUGUUUGGUUUCCUUCGUCUGAUACAAUUGGCAAUGCGAAUAUGCAGAAUCUCUGGAUUUUGAAUUCCUUAAUUUACCAACAUGGUGAGAACAAAGGGAGAUCGUGUACCUUCAAAAGCCGUUGGCGCUAAGGCACCAAGAAAAAUAGCAAGCACCUCUCAAAAAAAAGGAGGAUUAGGAAGCAAAGGAGGUGGUAAUCCAUAUCAUCCAAGGGAGACACCUGAAUGGCAGAAACCUAUCACAUGGUUCCUUAAUCAAAAUUCUGAGAAACAAGAUACAGGUAGCUCAGAAGCACAGGAAAGCGAGGAUCAGAAUGCCAACGAAGAAGCAGGAAAUGAAUCAGACUGAAGAUCUGCAGGAACAAUGUCUUCCAUUAUGAUACUUCUGUUACCUUUUAGUACAAUAAUUAUUUAUUUUUUUAUGAAUAGGAUAAGCACAAUUAAUUUAUAUUUAAUUAUUUAAUUGUCAAAGAACUACAAAUUUUAAGUACGUUAAGGAUAAGAAGUAAGAAGCUAAGUAAACUUCAAAGUAAUGAAAAUGUUACAUAUGUGAAUUAAAAUUAACACGUUAUUUUUUUUAUAUGAUAUUAAUGUGCUCAAUGUUACAAAUAUUGUUUCUAGAAUUUAACUAUUGUAAGUAACAUGUUAAGUAAAGUUUAUAUGAAUUAGAAUAAAAAUAUAUCUACAUUGA
Molecule: messenger RNA, 839 nt
Organism: Hylaeus volcanicus
Lineage: Eukaryota; Metazoa; Arthropoda; Insecta; Hymenoptera; Colletidae
Product: PCNA-associated factor-like
Exons: 6
Coding region: 231-497 (88 amino acids)
Source: RefSeq, a predicted model, not a curated record